AUGUCACAGACUCAGGAACUAGUAAACUUCUUUUCCUCGAUGCAAUUGUCUGUCACGCGCGACAGACGGGAACUGUCACGAGCGAUCACGAGCCAGCUCCGGAUUUCGGACUGCGAACACCGGACAGGAAAGAACCAGUCACUCAAUGAUCGCAUGUGCGUCGAACUGCCAAAAGAACACGGAUUUGACACUUACACUCUGCGAAGUGUUGACGUUGAAGAAACGACGCGUGUGAUUAUCACGUCAAGAUCAGAAAAUUACCAUACAAGUGGAACUGAGCUUAUUAAACGUGAAUCACGUUUUCGUCUUCAAAUCACAGGAUCCCAGAAGUCGCCAAGAUCUCGGAGACAACGAACCACAAGUAUGUCGCAGUCUAAUAAGAAAACUGCGUCAGAAUCGAUACUGAGAAGUAAAACCAGAACUAUUUACACUGCUGGUCGACCACCUUGGUAUAAUUCUGCUGGCCAACAAGUUGAACCAUUCGUUAUAGGAAUUUGUGGUGGAAGUGCGUCUGGCAAAACUACUGUAGCAACAAAAAUUAUUGAAUCUCUGGAUGUACCAUGGGUAACCCUCCUCAGUAUGGACUCGUUUUACAAAGUUUUAAACGAAAAACAGCACGAAAUGGCUGCAAAGAACGAGUACAAUUUUGACCACCCCGACGCGUUCGAUUUCGAAUUACUAAAAAUGACACUUCAGCGUCUGAAAGAGGGUCGAAAAGUCGAAGUGCCGAUUUAUAACUUUGUAACGCACUCCAGAGAAAAUCGGACGAAAACGAUGUACGGUGCUAACGUCAUUAUAUUCGAGGGCAUCCUGACCUUUUACAACGCUGACGUAUCAAAAAUGUGUGACAUGAAGGUCUUCGUUGAUACGGAUGCGGACGUAAGACUUGCUCGAAGACUUCGGAGGGACAUAACGCAGAGAGGGAGGGACCUGGAGGGAGUUUUGAAGCAGUACAGUACGAUGGUCAAGCCUUCCUUUUACUAUUAUAUCGCUCCUCUCAUGGUCCACGCUGACAUUAUCGUACCACGUGGAGGAGAGAACGAGGUGGCAAUAGAACUCAUCGUGCAACAUGUUCAUACUCAACUUCAGCUGAGAGGAUUUAAACUUAGGGAGAAGCUGGCUAACUCCUGCCUCGGACAACCCAUGCCAUCUUCCCUUUAUAUGCUGCCAGAUACGCCACAAAGUAAAGGGCUUCACACUUUUAUAAGAAACAAAUUUACGCACCGCGACGAGUUUAUUUUUUACUCCAAGAGACUUAUACGACUAGUCAUUGAGUAUGCGUUGUCACUUCUACCAUUUCAGGAAAUUACAGUAGAAACACCACAAGGUGUACCUUAUCUAGGCAAGCGAGCUGCAACUGAUAAAAUAUGUGGUGUUUCUAUUUUGCGGGCUGGAGAAACGAUGGAGCAAGCAGUGAGGGAUGUGUGCAAGGAUAUACGAAUUGGAAAAAUACUUAUACAAACCAAUCUACUCACAGGAGAACCAGAAUUAUACUAUCUGCGAUUACCGAAAGACAUAAAGGACUACAAGGUGAUUCUGAUGGAUGCGACAGUGGCGACUGGGGCCGCGGCGAUGAUGGCCAUCAGAGUUCUUCUCGAUCAUGACGUUGGAGAAGACAAUAUCCUACUCGUAUCCCUCCUGAUGGCAGAAUCGGGCGUGCAUUCAAUUGCCUACGCCUUCCCACAAGUGAAGAUCGUCACCUCAGCUGUUGAUCCCGAGAUCAAUGAGAGGUUCUACGUCCUCCCAGGAAUCGGUAAUUUCGGGGACAGAUACUUCGGAACCGAACCUUCGCUCAUCGAUGAUUAACGUAGUUUGAGCUGGUGUGCAAUUGGGACUGAACUUAAAUUGAUUAUAGGUAGAUCAUAUUUGCAUUCCUGGACUCUGUCCGCCAAAACAAGGAGUGCCCUGUUUUCUUGUACUUAUUUCUAUGAUAAAGUUAGCGAUUUUAAUAAAAUUUAUCAAUUUACAAA
Messenger RNA from Belonocnema kinseyi, 1970 nucleotides. Its product is annotated as uridine-cytidine kinase-like 1. Bases 1 to 1806 code for a protein of 601 amino acids. The record is from RefSeq and is a predicted model, not a curated record. Gene Ontology annotation, molecular function: kinase activity; ATP binding. Gene Ontology annotation, cellular component: cytoplasm. The transcript has 10 exons. Lineage: Eukaryota; Metazoa; Arthropoda; Insecta; Hymenoptera; Cynipidae.